Solea senegalensis (Senegalese sole) is the source of this 1767-nucleotide messenger RNA. Its product is annotated as T-cell surface antigen CD2. The record is from RefSeq and is a predicted model, not a curated record. The transcript is spliced from 7 exons. Bases 30 to 1331 code for a protein of 433 amino acids. Gene Ontology annotation, cellular component: viral envelope. NCBI's taxonomy places the organism in Eukaryota, Metazoa, Chordata, Actinopteri, Pleuronectiformes, Soleidae.
AAUCGGCUGUUGUUUCUUUCUAGCUGAAUAUGAGGAGGAUGGCAAUGAAGAUGGCUGCAACCUCUGAAAUCACUCUGCUGCUGCUCUGCUGCUUCAUCAUCUCCACCACAGAUGCUCAGGAUAAAUGUGACCACUACGUCACAGUAGGAGAGAGCUUCACGGUGACGCUGAAAAACCAUCGCCUGAGCGACAGCGAAAAACUAAAAUGGCUUAAAGAUAACACGUUAAUCGUGGAUCGAAAGGCAGCGAGGAAUGGCGCCGAGCCCAGGUUUAGCAAAGGGAGCAAGGAUGAUAUUGAUCAAAAUGGAUCCCUGAAGCUGAAGAAAAUUAACAAAGACCAAGCCGGGAAAUACACCCCCGAGGUUAUGUCAGCAGAUGGAAUAUCAAUAAAAGAUUUGGAGAGCGUACAUUUAUGUGUAAUGGAUCGUGUCCCUGAACCUAAAGUACAGACUCAGUGUCAGUCUCAGGCUAAAGCCAAGUUUACCUGCUCUGUCAAGCCGGCGUCAGAUAUUAAGUACGAGUGGCUCCUCAAUAACCAAACGAUGAAAGGCCAGAAGAGUCCAACACUGAUAUACAACACAAAAAACUUGGGAACAGAUUCAUUCAGAUGCAAAGUCUCCAACCAGGUCAGCUCAUUGACCAGUGAUUCCGUCCCUGACCCCUGCUAUAAACCCUCUUUUGUUUUCCCCAAACAAUUUUUGGGAUAUAGUAUCUGGAUUUUUGUCGGUGGUGGAGGAGGUAGGUUUUGUUCUACUGUGUGGUUCCAUGUCAGUAUCUGUUAUAUCAGAUUGUGUUGCUUGACACUAUUACCUUUACAUUUUGUACGUGUUUUAAGUGGAAAGUCUGAAAGAAAAGUAAUCUGGUUGAAAUGUUUACAUGUGUUAUUAUUGUUAUCAUCAGGUGUUGUUCUGGUGCUAAUAGUGGUUGUGAUUGUCUGCUGUGUCUGGGCCAAACGGAAAAAAAGCUUACAAAUUAAGGAUGAGGAGGAGCUGCGUUUGAGGUGGGGCAGUCCUACGCAGGAGGAGCAGCAGCAGCAGCAGCAGCAGCAACAACAACGUCACCAUCACCAUUCUCAUCCUCCCAACCAUCCUCACCAUCACCAUCAUCAUCAUCAGCAGCAGCCUGCCGGUCACACCGGUCCUCGCCAGCAUCGCUCCAAACAGCAUCUCGAUCCUCAGUACCCCAGAGCCCAGAACCCUGCCUCUGGUCACCCUCAGCCCAGCCCUAGAAGACCUGCACAGGCUCCCAGACCACCUGUAAAUGAAAAUGAUGAGCAGCCUCCUCCUCUUCCUCAACCAAGGAAGAAAGGUCCCAGGACACAGAGAGUGUGACAGGACGUGAGCGUCAGAGUUUAGCUCCAAUUUUCUUAGUUUUUCUUUCCUUUUUUCCAAUUUCAAACUCCUUUUUUAAAGUCAUCUAGAAAAAGUAGACUUUGGUUUUAUUGUCAAACAUAAUGAUGUCUGUUGAAUUAAUGUGAAUUUUUUUUAUCAAGUCUUUCAAACUUCACAUAACCUGACCUCAAAGAAAUUGACAAAUCAUGCCAAAAAGGCAUUUACAGAUUUUUUUGGUCAUCAAGACAUUAAAAAAUACACAAAAACAAUUCAAGACAAAGCUGUAGAACCAUGUACAAUAUUUCCAUUUUGUAUUCAUUAUAAUAGUGUAUUUAUUUUAAAGUCAUGUUGCCUGAUAGUUAUUCCCGUGUGCGGGAGGUUUUUCUCCUCCUACAGUCCAAAAACAUGCAAUAUGGGGAUUAGCUAAAAUUGAGUG